GAAGACAAAAACACACAAAAAACAAUCCUCCUAAAAAGAUUUGAUGGAUUUUCAUCCACCCCACUGAACUGCAAAUAGCUGAUUGUGUGAAAAAUAGAAAGGUCACAUAAGGUCACAAAACCGGAUGUUAGGGAACACAAUCGGCAUCAAGUGAGAUGAUAUCAAAUUAGCUAGUCAGUUAACGUUCAUUCUCGUUUGUAAUGUCGGACUGGGAGGAGGAAAACGAUGUACCUACGCCUGCUAUCACAGCACCACCCACAGAUUGGAAGUAUUCGUGGAAAGGGAGUGCGAAGGAAAAUGUGUGCUUUGGGGUGGAAAAUGCAGGUGGUUUCAGAGCGACAAGAGGGAGAGGGGAUCCCAACGGAUCGCAUUGUCAAAAUUGGAGGGACAGCUAUGGAGGCAACGACCGCGUGUUCUCCAGAAGUGGAGAUCGUUAUGCCUGUAGAGGUGGGCGCAGAGGCCGUGGAGCAGACGGGUCGGCUUCAACUCCGCCCGUCACUUUCACGGUGGAAAAUACCUCAAUUGGAAGGGUUAUAGGUCGCGGAGGAGCUAAAAUACGUGAACUUGAAGAAACCAGUGGUGCACGAAUCAAGAUCAGCAAGGGGGACUAUGAGGGUGAGGUGCAAAUCUUCGGGAGCAGCAAGGUUCAGCAGAAGGCCCGAGAGAUGAUCGAGGAGUUGGUAGCCGGAGACAAUGGCCCUGGGGGAUUCCGCAGAGAACAUGGGUGUGAUGGAGGAUUUGGGGUUAGAGGUGGAAGAUUUAGGGGUGCUGGUGGCGGAGGCCGGAGCGGCUCCAUCUGGUCAGCUGCAGCCCUGCAGGCGUCUGUGGAGGACAAUCCUCCACAGGCCAUCGACUGGGUCUCCAUGAGGGCGAACCGGCACAAAUACGAGGAGAUGAAGUGGCAGGAUCUCCCACCUCUGAAGAAGGAUUUCUACUUUGAGUCAGAGAUUGUAGCCAGUCGGUGUGAAGAGGAAGUAAAGGCAUGGAGGAAAGCGAAUAACGAUAUCUUUGUGGAUGACCUGAAGGAGGGAGAAGGGGAGAAGCGUCCCUUUCCCAACCCUGUGGUCACGUUCGACGAAGCCUUCCUGCACUAUCCUGGGAUCAUGGAGAAUAUUGUCAGAGUCGGCUUCGCCAAGCCAACUCCUAUCCAGUCUCAAGCCUGGCCCAUGUCGCUGAAAGGAGAUGACCUGAUUGCGAUCGCCCAGACAGGCACAGGGAAGACACUGGCCUACCUCCUACCUGGCUUCAUUCACAUGGAUGGCCAGCCUGUAAAACGUGAUAAGCAGGACGGCCCUGGUAUGCUUGUUCUGACUCCCACUAGAGAGCUGGCUCUGCAGAUUGAGUCAGAGUGCAACAAGUACAGCUACAAGGGCUUCAAAUGUGUGUGUGUCUACGGAGGUGGAGACCGCAGGGCCCAGAUUAAAGCGAUCUCAGCUGGAGUAGACAUUGUGAUCGCUACGCCUGGCCGGCUUAACGACCUGCAGAUGAACGAGCUGAUCAACCUGCAUUCCAUCACCUACCUGGUGCUGGAUGAGGCAGACAGGAUGCUUGACAUGGGCUUUGAGCCUCAAAUCAUGAAGAUUCUUCUGGACGUCCGUCCGGACAGACAGACUAUGAUGACCAGUGCCACCUGGCCCACGGGAGUGAGGCGAUUGGCCAAGACGUACCUGAAGAACCCCAUGAUGGUGUAUGUGGGAACUCUGGACCUGGCUGCUGUGAACACAGUGCAGCAGACUGUUCUCUUUUGUCAAGACGAGGAGAAGAAGGCCUAUCUCUUUAACUUCGUCCACAACAUGGAGCCUGAGGACAAAGUGCUCAUCUUCGUAGGCAAGAAGAUAAUGUGUGACGAUCUGUCCAGUGACAUGUGUCUGCGGGGCCUGGCAGUACAGAGUCUUCAUGGGGACCGGGAACAGUGUGACCGUGAAGAGGCGCUCAAGGACUUCAAAGAAAGUGUUGUCCGUAUCCUAGUGGCCACUGACCUGGCCUCCCGAGGGCUGGACGUGACAGACAUCACACACGUCUUCAACUUUGACUUCCCACGCAACAUUGAAGAGUAUGUGCAUCGCGUGGGCCGCACGGGCCGGGCAGGACGCUCUGGGGCCUCUAUCACCUUGGUAACAAGAGGAGACUGGAGGAAGGCUGCUGACCUGAUCCCCAUCCUGGAGAGGGCUGGACAGGAGGUACCUGAUGAGCUGGUGCUCAUGGCGGAGAGGUACGAGAAGCACAAGCGAGAGAAGGAGAUGUACGGCUCCAGAGGCGGCGGGGGAAGAGGCGUAAGAGACAGAGGAGAGUCUAACUGGAGGUUCUAACCCAUUACAGGAGAGGAAGAAGCAACUUGCAACUUCAGUUCAGGAAUCUCCAGCGUUCAUCCUUUUUUGUGUUACACAUUUUUGUUUUAUUGAAUAAUUCAUAGUGUUGUACAGACAUGGUUUAAAUUACCUUUUUAUAAUUUGAGUGAGCGCCAACUGCUCUUCAUGUAUCAUCUCUGAGAAGACUCAAAAAUGUUCUGAUCUGAAUAAAAUCUCAACUUCUGA
Salmo salar (Atlantic salmon) is the source of this 2534-nucleotide messenger RNA. It is a transcript of the gene ddx43, whose product is annotated as DEAD (Asp-Glu-Ala-Asp) box polypeptide 43. Lineage: Eukaryota; Metazoa; Chordata; Actinopteri; Salmoniformes; Salmonidae. The record is from RefSeq and is a predicted model, not a curated record. Gene Ontology annotation, molecular function: ATP binding; RNA binding.